AUGGCGAAUUUUAUAGACUUCACAGCCCAGUAUGCCGAUCUAGUACCAGCGAGACCAAUCGAGCAUUUGGGGAAUACGGAUCUUAGUUUUGGUGGGAGAAUUGAGCCACCUCUGAAAAUUCAUGAAGACGGCGGCGAGCAAGGCUGUGGGGGUAAAGUUUGGGCAGCUGGUGAGCUGUUAUGUGAAUACUUGAUAGACAAAAGUGAUUCAGAUGGCUUUCUUUCGUUAAGUAGUCAAACGUUGAAGGCUAAAGGUUUAUAUACAAAUAUUUUGGAAUUAGGCAGUGGAACGGGACUGGUUGGAAUAUGUGCCGGGUUUCUGGCAAGGUCCAGAAAUAUCCAGGCACGAAUUUCAACGACAGACAUUGAUAACUUGAUCGAACUCAUGAGCACCAAUACUAAACUGAAUGGCUUAGAGAAGUUUGUAUUUCCCGAGACUUUGAUGUGGGGCGAACCUUUAAAUCCCAAGUUUGAAGCAGACGCUUCGAACAAUAUAGACUUGGUGUUGGCUGCUGAUUGUGUGUAUUUAGAAGCAGCCUUUCUACUCCUGGAGAAGACUCUUUUGGAUCUAACAGAAGGUGAACAUCCACCGACUGUCUUAAUGUCUUACACUAAGCGACGGAAAGCCGACAAGGUCUUCUUUCGUCAUAUAAGGAAGCAUUUUGAAGUCAUCACGGUCACUGACUUCGAUAGGUACGAACACUACAAGCUCAAGCGGACUCACUUAUUCCACCUAGUUCGCUUACAGUAG
This is a messenger RNA of Lachancea meyersii CBS 8951, 750 nucleotides long. NCBI's taxonomy places the organism in Eukaryota, Fungi, Ascomycota, Saccharomycetes, Saccharomycetales, Saccharomycetaceae. The record is from the annotation of a GenBank genome assembly.